This is a messenger RNA of Thermochaetoides thermophila DSM 1495, 1962 nucleotides long. Its product is annotated as acetyltransferase-like protein. The coding region runs from base 1 to 1962 and encodes 653 amino acids. The record is from RefSeq and is a predicted model, not a curated record. Gene Ontology annotation, biological process: regulation of DNA-templated transcription. The transcript is spliced from 3 exons. NCBI's taxonomy places the organism in Eukaryota, Fungi, Ascomycota, Sordariomycetes, Sordariales, Chaetomiaceae. Gene Ontology annotation, molecular function: DNA-binding transcription factor activity, RNA polymerase II-specific; zinc ion binding; acetyltransferase activity.
AUGUCCGGAUUUACAGCGUUGAACGGGGCGUCGCUCAAGCCGGAAGCGAUGGUAAACGGGACAUCAGAGCCAGACCGGGUGUCGAGACCCGCUGAAGCCGCAGGCUAUGGGGAUGCUCGCGACCAGGACCGGCUUCCCCUGCCCGGCGUAGCCUCCUUCACGACCGAGAGCCAAGGUUCGCAAAAGCGCAAGCGUUCGAUUGACGACGAGCCCAGGCGAGAGCGAGAGCGCUUUCCGUCCCCGCCGUAUCGCCCCGAAAACGAGCAAGUGGAGCGUGCCCAGCCCGAGCAGAAGCCGGCCGAGGACUCUCGGGGUGAUGAGCACUGGCGUAACCAGCAGCCGAGGGAAGACCGCGAGGGAACAAACCCGACUGGGUCGAGCUCGGCCCCGGCCAACGAGAGUGCGAAAACAAGCCAGCAGGCUGACGGCGAGCAGGGAGACAAGACUAGCCCUGACGCCGAAAACAGUUCAGGAGUCCAGAGAAAGGACGGCGUGCAGUCGGACCCCAAGAAGAGGAAGCGAAACUUUAGCAACCGCACCAAGACCGGCUGCCUGACCUGCCGGAAGCGCAAGAAGAAGUGCGACGAGUUGAAGCCUGAGUGUAACAACUGCUAUAAGGGCGGCUUCGUGUGCGCUGGCUAUCCUCCGCAGAGGGGUACUUGGACCAAGCCCGAGAGCAAGCCGGCCCAGGUCAACAUCGAGUCGAAGGACCCGAACUACGUCCCGCCAGGUGCAUACAGCAUGCCGCAGCAACCGGCCCCUCCUCCUCCCCCUCCUCCUCCGUCCACAUACAGCGCCCCGCAGUCAAUCGUGGGACAACAACCACCUAAGCGCGACACGUUGCCAUAUAACCGCGGCCAGCCAACGCUGCGUAUCACAACCCCCGCGGGACGCCCGCUGCAGUCAGAUGACGAGAGGACCGCGUCGACGAUGCCCAGCUCCAUCUUAUCUCCCGAGAACAAGCUCUCGGCCCUGUCAGCAUAUACAUCUUGCUCGAGUGCGAACGUCUUUCCUACUCCUGUCAGUGCUGCUGUCUCGGCCUUUUCAGACAGGACGCCCAAGGAGUACCAGAGAGUGCCGCCGCUACACGAUCUGACCAGGACGGAACCCGACCAGCAGUCUUCUCUGCCGCCCCCUCAGAGUAGCACCCUGACGCAUUCUCCUUACAGUAUCGUACACGGCGGCAGGCCCGAGAGCACGCCGGCGUCGCAGCCGCCUUCCAUAUCGUCACAGUCUACGGCGCCCGGCGGUUCGGCGCAGACGACUGCCCAGCUGGCGUUGUCGCACUCGCAAUAUCCGCAGCACUCGCAGCGUCGCGAGAAGGAGGAGAUGCUCGCCGGAAGGCAGUACUACCCGUUCGACCGCGAGCUGGUGUUGGAGCGCGAACGCUGCAACGCGGCGUGCUGGCGCUUUAACAACUCGACGAACCCGAACCUGGGUGUCUCACCGACCGAGCGGGCGCGCCUGUUCCGCGACAUCCUGCAGCCGCGCGACCAGUCGGGGCUGUCACCUACCAACACUUCUCCGGUCACAGCGCAGGGCCGGGUGGGCGAAAACAUCGUCGUCGAAGCCCCCUUUAACUGCGACUAUGGGUACAACAUCAAGAUCGGCAACAACGUGCUCAUCUACCGCAACUGCUACAUCAACGACGUGUGUGAGGUGCGCAUCGGGAAUAACGUGAUCAUCUCCCCCUUUGUGUGCAUCUACACAGGGCGGUGCAGCACCAAUCCUAGGAAUAGGCUGGGUACCCAGGGCACGCAGCACGGCAAGCCGGUAGUUAUUGAGGACGAUGUGUGGAUUGGGGCCAACGCCAUCAUCUUGCCUGGGGUAACGAUCGGGAAGGGGUCGACUGUGGGAGCGGGGUCGAUUGUUACUAAGGAUGUGCCAAAGUGGAGUAUCUGGAUGGGAAGGGCGGCAAGUUAUAGGAGGGGUAUUGAUCCCCAGGGGACAGCUUACUCAUGA